UUUGAGGGACUCCAGGGAUUUCAACAUUACCGUCCAGCCUAGAUUCCAGUGUGUCCCUAUUUUUCUAAAAACAACAAAAUACUGUGGAAAGAAACAGUGAACUUAUUAGAUGAAGACAAAGCAAACUGGACAAAGUGUUUUCACCCACUUCUGAAGCUUCAAUACAAUAUUAUGAAAAUAUCAUGUCUCCUUCUCAACAUAAUUAACUCCAAAAAUAGUAGAAAAUUCCUUCAUUGUAACUUGGCCAAGUAUAGUGAACAAGGAGAAGUUCUUCACUUGAAUGAUGAGGUGGAGUUUGUUCGAACUGGCUAUGGGAAGGACAUGGUAAAAGUUCUCCACAUUCGACGAGAUGGAAAAUAUCACACCAUUAAAGAGGUGGCAACUUCAGUGCAACUCACACUGGCCUCCAAAAAAGAUUACCUGCAUGGAGAUAAUUCAGAUAUCAUCCCGACAGACACCAUCAAGAACACAGUACAUGUUUUGGCAAAAUUAAAAGGGAUCAAAAGCAUAGAAGUCUUUGCUAUGAAUAUCUGUGAGCAUUUCCUUUCUUCUUUUAACCAUGUCACCCGAGCUCAAGUCUACGUGGAAGAAGUCCCUUGGAAACGUUUUGAAAAGAAUGGGGUUAAACAUGUGCAUGCAUUUAUUCACACUGCCACUGGAACGCACUUCUGUGAGGUUGAGCAGAUGAGGAGUGGAACUCCUGUCAUUCAUUCUGGAAUCAAAGACCUCAAGGUCCUGAAAACAACCCAGUCUGGAUUUGAAGGAUUUAUCAAGGACCAGUUCACCACCCUCCCUGAGGUGAAGGACCGCUGCUUUGCCACCCAAGUGUACUGCAAGUGGCGCUACCAGCGGAGCAGAGACGUGGACUUUGAGACCACCUGGGACACUGUUCGGGAAAUUGUCCUUGCAAAAUUUGCUGGCCCCUAUGACAAAGGCGAGUACUCACCCUCUGUCCAGAAGACCCUCUAUGACAUCCAGGUGCUCUGCCUGAGCCACGUUCCUGAGAUAGAAGAUAUGGAAAUCAGCCUGCCGAAUAUUCACUACUUUAACAUAGACAUGUCCAAAAUGGGACUGAUCAACAAGGAAGAGGUCUUGCUGCCAUUAGACAAUCCGUUUGGCAGGAUUACUGGUACAGUUAAGAGGAAGCUGACUUCAAGGCUGUGACAUCGCCAUCACCAGUAGGAGUUCCCUUUGGGCUGAAGAAUUCCCGAAGCUACUUGUGAGGCUGGAAAUGUAGCAUGCAGAUUAUCAGCCGAGUAUGUUGAUUUAGAGUGCUCAUUUCCCUCCUAGAUGAAAGAAUUCCUCUCUUCUACUCAGCAGUAAUUAUAACAUGCUUUGUGGAUAGUUUACUUCCCAAAUGCUAAGCAAUAUUUGAACAAUCAUAAUCAACAUUUCUUCUUAAUAAUCUUGUGCCUACCUAUCUUAUAGAAGCUUUAGAAUCAACAAAGAAAAUAAUCAUGAAUUAAUGGAGGUGUCUAAUCACAAGUUUCAGAAGCAAGUAUUGUUUUCAAACUGAUGUUAGAACUUUGCUUCUGAAACUUUGCUUCUGAAACUUUGCUUCUGAAAUACAGAAAAUGUAAUGAUAAAAUCAUAUUUUGAAAAAUAUCAUUAGGUUGAAUAUUUGGAUUUUUAAGGAUGCUCUAGCAUAUGUAUCAUUGGGAGUCUAUUUCUUAAUGUAUUGGCUUUGUAAUUUUUACAACAUUUAGAGAAUAUUCAGUGCACAUUGGGGCACUGGAAAAACAUGCAAAUUAUUUUAAUUUGAAUAAUGCAUCACUUGGUACAAAGAGUCACAUUUAAUAAAUGCCAGGUUAAUACAUAGAUGGAUGAAUAUACAUAUAGAAAAAAGACUAGAGGCUAUAUAUGAAAAUAUCAGCAAUGAUGAUUUCUGGGUGGUGGGAUUAUGAGUGAGUUUUAUUUUUUUGCCAUGUGAUUUUCUGAA
This is a messenger RNA of Talpa occidentalis (Iberian mole), 1939 nucleotides long. Its product is annotated as uricase. The coding region runs from base 172 to 1164 and encodes 330 amino acids. The transcript has 8 exons. Gene Ontology annotation, biological process: urate catabolic process; purine nucleobase catabolic process. Lineage: Eukaryota; Metazoa; Chordata; Mammalia; Eulipotyphla; Talpidae. Gene Ontology annotation, cellular component: peroxisome. The record is from RefSeq and is a predicted model, not a curated record. Gene Ontology annotation, molecular function: urate oxidase activity.